This is a messenger RNA of Colletotrichum fioriniae, 1503 nucleotides long. Lineage: Eukaryota; Fungi; Ascomycota; Sordariomycetes; Glomerellales; Glomerellaceae. The record is from RefSeq and is a predicted model, not a curated record.
AUGAUGCGCCUAUCAUCGACCUUGACUUGGACCUGCGUCCUCCUUGCUCCCCUUGUGGCGAGUAAAGGCCUCAUAGCAGACUACGAUUCGUGCCAGAGUGCGCUAUCCGUCGAGUCGGCUGGCGACUACAUUGCAGAGUUCAAGCAGCAGCCUAUCACUGGAGCGGGAGUGGACGUCGAGUCUCUGUACUGGUCGCAGCAGCAACAGGCCGUCCGGCCGGCCUGCCUCGUCCACGCCCGUGGGGCCCAGGAUGUCGCACUCGUGGUGCAGACGUCGCGCUCCACGGGGUGCCCCUUCGCCGUCCGCGGGGGCGGCCACUCGGACAUUCCCGGAUUCAGUAACAGUCACGGUGGGAUCACGGUCAACAUGGCCGGCUUAGGCGAUGUCAAAGUGGACGCGAGUGCCGGCGUAGCUCGGAUAGGAGCGGGCGCAAAGUGGGGGGCGGUCUUCAAGGAGCUUGAUAAGAUGAACAAGACUGUUGUUGGGGGUCGACUUACAGGGGUUGGUGUUGGAGGAUUGCUUCUGGGCGGUGGGCUUAGCCACUUGUCUGGAUUACAUGGGUUGGCGUGCGACAACGUUCGCAACUACGAGCUUGUCCUUGCCAAUGGCAGCAUCUUCGACGUCUCGUACUCCACCCACCCGGAUCUCUACCGAGCGCUUCGCGGUGGUGGCAACAACUUUGGGGUCGUGACCCGUUUCGAUCUGGAUUUGUAUGAUCAAGGCCCCAUGUGGGGAGGCCUGCACGUCUGGCCGUUGCUACCAUCCGUGACAUCGGCCAUCACGUCAGCCUUCGUAGAUUUCGGACACGACGCCCCGUCAGACAAGCAUGUCUCAUUGUUUGCGGGCCUUGGGUUCAUGCAGGGUAACUUCGCCUGGGCCGUGGGGCAGUAUGACACCCUCGGAAGAGAGGAACCUACUAUCUUUUCCAAGUUCAGAGACGAUGCCGAGACGUAUGGGGCUCCCAAGGUUGUCAAGACGGCAAGGGUCACGUCACUAUCGGACCUUGCUGAAGAGCUGAAUCUUUCAGAGCCCGCGGGCAUGCGGAGCCGGUUCACGACAGCCACCUUUAGGAUGGAUGUGGAUCUGCUUCAGCUGAUGGCUGGCUACUUUGUGGAAGAAGUUGAAAGGGCUCUGGAGAAUGGCUUACGUGAAGACGAACGCUUUGCGCCAAUGCUGGGCAUCCAACCCCUGACGAAGAACAUUAUCGGGGCACAAUCCAAGCGCGGAGGAAAUGUGAUGGGUCUCGAUGAAAAGUCUGGACCGCUCAUCGAUGAUGCUGUCGUGAUUGCCGGCAUCAAGAGCGUUCUGAAGAAAUCCGUAGCCACGGCGAAGGAAAAGGGCUUGUAUCAUCCUUUCAAGUACAUGAACUAUGCUGCGGAAGACCAGGAUCCUGUCGCAAGCUAUGGAGCUGAAAACGUUGAGUUCUUGAAAAAGGUCAGACACACCUACGACAGCGACGGAUUGUUCACGGACCUAGUGCCUGGUGGCCACAAGAUCAAAUGA